Maudiozyma saulgeensis is the source of this 1449-nucleotide messenger RNA. Lineage: Eukaryota; Fungi; Ascomycota; Saccharomycetes; Saccharomycetales; Saccharomycetaceae. The record is from the annotation of a GenBank genome assembly.
AUGUUAACAUUUAGAUGUAAGAGGUUCGUUUUGUUAGCAAUUGCAUAUGUGUAUUUUACGGUAGAUAUAGUUUUUGCAAAACCACUAAAAUUUCAUCUGAGCAAGACGACUCCUCGUUUAAGUUUGUCUUCAUUUCAUAAAAGAGACAACGUAGUUUUAUCUUUGAAAAAUAAUAAUGACGAAUAUUUCUCUACCACAAUUAAUUUAGGAACACCGUCACAAGAAUUGAGUGUUAUUUUUGAUACGGGGUCCGCAGAUCUGUGGGUGAUGAACAACAAUAAUCCUCAUUGUCUGAAUAAUUCCGUUAGUAAUAUUACUGAUAGUCCCACAAUUGAUUGUUCCCAAAUAACCACCUUUGAUUAUACCAAAUCUACUUCCUUUAAAAAAUUGUCAGACGAUAGGUUUUAUAUUAAUUAUGUUGAUGAAACAUAUGCAGAAGGCGAAUGGGCAACUGAUACUCUAACCAUUAAUGAUAUUCCAAUAAGUAACAUGCAAUUCGGCUUAGCAUUAAAUGCUACUACACCAGUUUCUGGUGUGUUGGGUAUAGGAUUUCAACGAAGGGAAGCAGUUAGAGGUUACCCAGGUGCAUCGAAUGAGUUUUAUCCUAACUUUCCCGAAGUUCUUAAGCAGGAAGGAAUUGUUGAUGUUGUUGCCUAUUCUUUAAACCUUGGGCAAACAAGUUCAAUUAUAUUUGGAGGAUUAGAUACUAAUGCCUAUGACGGAGAUAUAUACACAUUUCCAAUGGUUAAUGUGUAUCCUACUGUUGUUGAUAAGCCAGCAACAUUAUCGUUAACCAUUCAAGGUUUGGAGGCCUACGAUUCUAAUGGACAAAAGACGUCCCAGAUCUUUAAUUCAAAAUAUCCUGUCCUAUUAGAUAGUGGGACUACAUUGGUAAGUUUCCCGAUGGAGAUUGCAGAGAAAAUGGCUAAUUUUGUCAAUGCAACAUAUAGUGAAUAUGAAUCGAUUUAUAUUAUGGAUUGUCCAUCUGAUACGAUAAAUACUGGGUUUGUAUUCGAUUUCGGUGAUCUCAAAUUAAAUAUUUCUUUAGCAUCUUUCAUAUUACCACCUGAUGGUGAAUCAUAUUGUGGUUUUGGGGUUCUUCCUUCUUCAGGUAGUAUUACAUUAGGUGAUAGUUUUCUAAAGAAUGCAUAUGUUGUAUAUGAUUUAGAAAAUUAUCAGAUAUCUCUUGCUGCAGUUGCUGAAGAUAAUACUUUAGAUCAGAAUAUUAUUGACAUUCCGAACGAUGGUAAAAUUCCAGGAGCAAUUAUGGCGUCUGCAGUAGCUUGGAAUUCAUACGAUGAAUCUGAUACUACUACUAGCAGUAUAGGAACCAGUAAGGCCAGCUUUCAGAGUAGCACACUACAAACAGUGACUAAAACUAAUUCUGUUACCAAGUCGUCACAGUCGGAAAAUAUUAUUUUCGAAACAGUAACAGAAUACAUCUGCUAA